This is a messenger RNA of Lampris incognitus (smalleye Pacific opah), 5100 nucleotides long. RefSeq names its product erythroid differentiation regulatory factor 1 (gene edrf1). The record is from RefSeq and is a predicted model, not a curated record. Gene Ontology annotation, biological process: positive regulation of DNA-templated transcription. Gene Ontology annotation, molecular function: protein binding. NCBI's taxonomy places the organism in Eukaryota, Metazoa, Chordata, Actinopteri, Lampriformes, Lampridae. The transcript has 25 exons. The coding region runs from base 339 to 4022 and encodes 1227 amino acids.
GAGGGACGAAACUGCUGCUUAACUAGUGUCGCCUUAGCGUGGUUCAUUUUAACACAGAGAAUCUGCAAUAUCCUCCUCUGUGUGAGUGUUUUUAAUCUAAGUGAAACUUUUUUCUGUUCUCUCACACCUUCCCGUGAGCUGUUAGCGCCGAUCGUUGGAUUCGCCUGCAACGCUAACAAAGUAGCAGCGUUAGAAGGCGAGAUGUACUGUUUUUUACAGUCCUUUAAAACUAUUUUCACAUAACAUGUUGAUAAGAUAACAUUAGCCGAGCCAUGGAAAGGGUGUCUUGCUGUUAGACGGUGUUGGCUGUGUCUGGGUUGGCCGAUUCCGUGGUCAGCAUGAGUGGCUCACCCCUGGACCAAGAGAACGGGGUCCUCUCGGACCUGGGAAAAGAAGAGGACUCAGAAAUAUGCCAGGGCAGCAACGAAGUAAAGAGUCGCGCCGUGGUCAAGUACUCAGCUGCCCCGCCUCCUACCACCUAUGCACUGUUGCAGGAGAAGACUGACUUGAAGUUGCCCCCUGCCAACUGGUUGAGAGAGAAUCCCCAGCUUGGGAGUGCUGGUACAACUAUACUUGGGUCAAGCAGCAAGAGCAAACCUUUCUCCAGUUUCGGGAUGGCGUAUGACUUCAUCGACUCCAUAGGGGAUGAUGUUGACGUCGUGUCGGACUCAGAGAACAUCAAGAAGCUUUUGAAAAUCCCGUACAGCAAGUCACAUGUCAGCAUGGCUGUUCAUCGCGUCGGGAGGACCCUGCUUUUGGAUGAGCUGGACAUUCAGGAGCUCUUCAUGAGGUCCUCUCAGACGGGUGACUGGACAUGGCUGAAAGAGUUCUACCAGCGGCUAGUAGAUCAGAAGUGGCAAAGAAAAAAGAAGAGUAAAGAACACUGGUAUCAGAAAGCAAUCCUGUCAAAGUUCCUCUACUACAGUAUAAAUGGCGAUGGGGCUGCCGAACCUGUUCAUGAUAACCUGAAUGAGGUGGACGAGGAGAGCGGGGCUGAAGAAUUCAGUUCCUCCUGGCCAGCUACCUUCACCAGCACACCCUCUGACUCGGAGGAAUGUGCUGCUCCCAAAGAGGAAACUGUUUCCAUUGACAGCAACUUUGCACUGGGCCAGGUGACGUCCGUUCCUAAAGAGCAAAAUCUCCCCAUGCUCUUUAAUGAGGGCGAAAACAGUCAGGGCUUGAGGAACGACUUUGUGCGAAACAUCAUGUGGACAUUUGAGGACAUACACAUGUUGGUUGGGUCCAACAUGCCGAUUUUUGGAGGCGGCCGCUACCCUGCUGUCAGUCUGCGACUCAGGGACAACAAUAAGCCAAUCAAUAUUCUGACGGGAAUCGACUACUGGCUGGACAAUCUGAUGUGCAAUGUUCCAGAGCUUGUCAUGUGCUUUCAUGUCAAUGGCAUUGUUCAGAAAUAUGAGAUGAUUAAAACGGAGGACAUCCCAGAUUUAGAGAACUCAACCUUCUCCACUAGGGUGGUGAAAGACAUAGCUCAGAACAUCCUGUCCUUCCUCAAAUCCAACUGCACCAAAGAGGGACACACCUACUGGCUCUUCAAAGCCAGUGGGAGCGACAUUGUCAAACUCUAUGACCUCACCACUCUGUGUGAGGAGGCUGAAGAGGAGAAAUGUCAGAAUCCUUUUACCCUCCCUGUGGCUGUGCUGCUCUACAAAGUUGCCAGCAACAUGAUGCUGAAGGCCAGGCAGAACAGAAAGCACAAUGGGACAAUAAGAACUCUGCUUUUAAACUGUGUCAAACUGCUGGAUCAGGAGAGGCACCCACAGAUCAUCGCCUCAGCACAUUACAUGCUCUCAGAGCUGUUCCAGCUGGACGAGCCUCCCGAAGAGGACGGAGGGGAGUCGCUUCGGGCCGGUGGCUCUGAGGACAGCUAUAGUGAUGAGGAGGGGGAAGAAGAGGAGCUGCCUGAGGACAGUGAUGAGAACAGCAUCUGCUCCAACCCAGCGGAUGACAACAAAGCUGUGGCUGUGAUCCGCUCCGUCGGAGAGUUGUCUGUCCCGGAGAAGUACAAGUCCACUCACCAAAUCAGACCAAGCUAUGCUUUCCCUGUGUCUCAAGACAAGGAGGAGAGAUGCAGACACGUUCUGAGUUGCGUAUUAAAGGGGUUGAAAGCAGUGGAUGGCAGCAUCAAGAAAGAGAGUGAUCUUCCUGCAGCAGACCCUAACACACCCAUCCCUCUUAAAUAUGAGGAUGGGAGUGCGACCAGAAGCUGUGCUGCAGAGAAAGGCAUUGCCCUCCUUCUUGAGAGAGUGGGUCCCUUCCAGGAGGACCAAAAGCACCCGACCCGCUCAGGGAUGAUCCCUGGUUCCUGGCAGCACCGGAUGAAACUGCAGCUCUUCCUCAAGGCCUCCAAGGCAUACUAUGUCCUGUCUGACGCAGCCACCAACUUGCUCAAGUACGGAAGAGCCUUGCGCUACGUGAAGCUGGCUCUGCAGUGUCAUGAUGCCUACUGCUCAGUGAGCAGCAUGUUGCACCCUCAGGUGCUGCUGUUCCACAGCCAGUGCCUGUCUCUGUGUGGUGACAUUCAGUUGAUGCUGGCCCAGAAUGCCAGCAACAGAGCGGCCUACCUGGAAGAAUACAGCUACCAGACCAAAGAGGACCAGGAAAUCCUGCAUAGCCUGCACAGAGAGAGCAGCUGUCAGGCCUUCAACAUGGCCACAGACCUGGCCACGGACCCAGAGUAUCAGCUUUUUGUCAGUAGCAAAUGCUAUGAGGCAGCCUAUGAGCUGCUUACCUCUGGUGCUGUGAAAGCACAUGGACCGGAGCAGCUGGCUCAAGUGCUCAAACGGCUGGGCAACAUCCGCAAUGAGAUAGGAGUCUACUACAUGAACCAGGCCGCAGCCAUGCAGACUGAGAAGGAAGGAAAGAAGCCUGUGUCAGUAGCAGAGCAGGAGCUGUGGAAAAAAAGCUUUGCCUGCUUUGAGAAGGGCAUGAAGGACUUUGAGGCCAUUGGGGACAGCACCAACACGGCUCUGCUGCUGUGUAACACUGGCAGGCUGAUGAGAAUCUGUGCCCAGGCCCACUGUGCCCAGUCUACUGACCAAAACAGAGGGGAGUUCUCUCCUGAAGAAGCCCUCUACUACAAUAAGGCCAUAGACUACUACCUGCGGGCUAUGCAAUCUCUGUCCAGCAGGGGGAACCACCCAGCGGUGUGGGACAGUGUGAAUUGGGAGCUGUCCACCACAUAUUUCACCCUGGCUACUCUACUGCAGGACUACGCCCCGCUGUCCAGGAAGGCCCAGGAGCAGAUUGAGCGUGAAGUGACUGAGGCCAUGAUGAAGUCCCUGAUGUACUGUGACUUGCAGACGGAGUCGGCUCGCCAGCCACUCUAUCAGUACAGAGCUGCCACCAUUCACCACCGCCUGGCUUCCAUGUACCACAGCUGCUUCCGCAACCAGGUGGGUGAUGAGCACUUGAGGAAGCAGCAUCGCAGCCUUGCAGAGCUGCACUACAGCAAGGCUGUGCGUUUAUUCCUUAGCCUGAAAGACGCACCCUGCGAGCUGCUUCGCACGCUUCUUGAGAGGGUGGCCUUUGCCGAGUUUACAAUGGCAGGUCAAAGCAGCAGCGGGGCCAAACUUAAGACCCUGACUGGAGCCUUGGAGAUCAUGGCAGAGACCCGCUAUGCUUUCCUUAUCAUCUAUAAAGAACUGAUGGAGGAACAGGCAGAGUUGAGCACAUCAGACCCCGCCAAACUAGCAGAGUCUCCUGAUGGGGCUGAUGGUACAUCCUCCUCAGGAAUGAACCUUGAGGAAGUUAUGAAGUUGAUGGGUGUGUUUGAGCCAAGUUUCUCCUUCCUUUUGCUGCAGCUGAUCAAACUGAUGACGGCCAUGAAGCGUAAACAAAGCAGUAAGGGGGAGGAGCAGCUGAAGACCUACAAAAAUGUGUAUUCCAAGAUGCUGCGUGCUGACAAGAAUGCACCGCUCCUUAGCCGCAUGGAGCUUUACAUUGACCUCCUGCAGCAGUUGACCCCACAAACAGGAAGCAGGGACACAGAGGCUUGUUCAUGAUGAGCGAAACUUUAAACACCCUCAGGAAUUUGAUUUGGACUCAACAAAAAGGGGUUACUUGCACGUUGUUUUACAGACAACAGUGUGUCACAAGUUUUUUGGUCCCAUGAGUCAAGUUGCAAUCUAAUAACCCUCCUAUUAGAAAACCAGAGUUCAUCACAAGGAGUAUGUGCAAGCUAGCUCACACAAUAUUAUUUCACCACUUGUGCCUUUGGGGGGGAAAAACAGUGAAGCUGACAUUAGCCAUGCUUGCAUCGUAUUCUUUGAAAUGUAAAUUUUUGUAAACUGUUGUAAAUCCUGAACAAAUUAAGUUAGCUUAUUUUGGGUCAAAGUCACAGGAGCCAAAUCAUCUAGUUUGGAUUUACUCGGAAGGUGGACUAAUUUCAAGAAUUUUUGUGUUUUGAUAUUCAAAAAUGCCAAUUUAUACUGUGAAGAGAAAAGAUGUAGUGUGAGUGAUGACUGAACGGCGCUUGGCUAAAAAAAGUGUUAGCUGUUUUUUGUUUGUUUUUUUUCUCCAAAUACCAAUGUGCAAUAGGCAAAAUUCAAUGCAAAACCUCAGAUUGUAAAUUUUUUAAUAUUUGCUGUGACAUAAUAAAAGGUUUUUGAAUUGUAUGUAGAAUGGCUAUUUCUACAAUUUAUGCCUCAGCAAUUAUGCUUCUCAUUUACAGCCACUAAGACCUAUGAUUAUGGAAGUUUAGUUUGAUGGUGUACUUUUGUUGAUGACAAACCUUCCAACAUGCUUUUUUCAGACCUGCAAUCAUUUUGCUGGCUUUUUUUUCUUCUCUUGAAUUAUUGAUAACAAAGCUUGAAUUUCAACAGAGACCAAGACCUGUCGGCCAUAUCCAGUUGACUUGAUGGUGAAGUAGUAUGUUACAAUGUCACCAAUUAAACAUUCAUACAUAAUUUCAGACAAGCAUACAUUUUGUUUGAACUAAAAUAACCUUCGGACAAAGGUAUAAAUCGAAUGGAGGGUGAUAAUAUGGUCCAUUUAUCCUACAGAGCAUCUCUAAAAUUUUCACUUGUGUGCAGCUACUAUUUGCGCUACAGCUACUGAAGGUCAUUUAAUGUGUAAAGGGGA